Molecule: messenger RNA, 630 nt
Organism: Paramecium pentaurelia
Lineage: Eukaryota; Ciliophora; Oligohymenophorea; Peniculida; Parameciidae
Source: the annotation of a GenBank genome assembly
GAUGGCUAUGAUGGUUCCCCCCCAAAUGAAUCCAAAAUAUAAAACGUCUCUUUGUAAGCAUUGGACUACAACAGGAAAUUGUAGUAUUGGAUCUAGAUGUCAUUUUGCUCAUGGAGAAAGGGAAUUACGUAAUCCUAAUGAUGUAUAAAAUAUAUUCAUGAAUUUAUUUAGCCAUUACCAUAAUUACCAAGUCAAAAUUUAUAAGAUCCUAAACUUCUAUAAGUUUAUUUUUCUGGCAGUUUGGGAAUUCAUAAUUAUAAAACUACAUUAUGCAAAUAUGCCAGCAAUAACACUUGCAGAUAUUAAGAAAUGUGUCAUUAUGCACAUUCUCCAGAAGAAAUGAUUCCAUUUGAGAAGGUGAGAAAUGUUACUACACAAGUCUUGAUUUCAAACUAUGUCUCUUUGAUCAAGAGUCAUUAUUUAUUAAAUAGUCAUNUAAUAAAUAAAGAAUUCAAAGAAUUGAACUUUAGAUGCUGCUUUCUAUAAAUAAUCAUUUUAUUUCAACCUUUGGAUCUUUAAUAUUAUUUAUUGUAUUGGAUAUAAGUUAAAAUUAAUUCCAAUCUUAAUAAUCUAAAUAUAUAAGUAAAUUCAAUUAUAGAAGGUUUAAACAAAUUAUCAAAGUCUUUUUGA